AUGGAGGGCGUGCGUUUCCCGGAUGCCAUCAGCUCCACCAACCCGCGGGUCAUCGACGACGCCAGGGCGCGGAAGCUCUCCAGCGACCUCAAGAGGUGCACGUACUACGAGACGUGCGCCACGUACGGGCUGAACGUGGAGAGGGUCUUCCAGGACGUUGCCCAGAAGAUUGUUGCCACGAGGAAGAAGCAGCAGCUGUCCAUCGGGCCCUGCAAGUCCCUGCCCAACUCUCCGAGCCACUCAUCUGUCUGUUCCGCACAGGUGUCUGCCGUGCACAUCAGCCAGACGAGUAACGGAGGCGGCAGUCUGAGCGACUACUCCUCCUCUGUCCCGUCCACGCCGAGCACCAGCCAAAAGGAGCUGCGCAUUGACGUGCCGCCCGCAGCCAACACGCCCACGCCCGUCCGCAAGCAGUCCAAGCGCCGGUCCAACCUCUUCACCUCUCGGAAAGGGAGUGACCCAGACAAAGAGAAAAAAGGCCUGGAGAGCCGGGCAGACAGCAUCGGGAGUGGUCGAGCCAUCCCAAUCAAACAGGGCAUACUGCUAAAGCGAAGUGGCAAAUCACUGAACAAAGAAUGGAAAAAGAAAUACGUCACCCUGUGCGACAACGGCGUGCUGACCUAUCACCCAAGUUUACACGAUUACAUGCAGAAUGUUCAUGGCAAAGAGAUUGAUCUUCUGAGAACCACUGUGAAAGUCCCAGGGAAGAGGCCCCCCCGAGCCACAUCGGCCUGCGCACCCAUCUCCAGCCCGAAAACCAACGGCCUGUCCAAGGACAUGAGCAGCUUGCACAUCUCACCAAAUUCAGGGAAUGUCACUAGUGCGCCUGGGUCUCAGAUGGCGAGCGGCGUCAGCCUGGGCUCCUUCAACAGCCGACCGGACGGCAUGCAGCAACGGUCCUACUCUGUCUCCAGUGCCGACCAGUGGAGCGAGGCUACGGUCAUUGCAAACUCAGCCAUCAGCAGUGACACGGGGCUCGGUGACUCGGUGUGCUCCAGCCCAAGCAUCUCCAGCACCACCAGCCCCAAGCUCGACCCGCCCCCCUCCCCUCACGCCAACAGAAAGAAGCAUCGGAGGAAGAAAAGCACCAGCAACUUCAAAGCCGAUGGCCUCUCAGGCACCGCUGACGCCAAACGCAAAGCAUGGAAACUAAACCGUGUUGGUAGCCUGCGAAAUAUCCACAACAGCAGCACCAACACCGAAGAACAAGAAGAAAACUUUGAGUUUAUCAUUGUGUCCCUCACUGGCCAGACGUGGCACUUUGAAGCCACCACCUACGAGGAGCGAGACGCGUGGGUCCAGGCCAUCGAGAGCCAGAUCCUCGCCAGCUUACAGUCGUGCGAGAGCAGCAAGAAUAAGUCCCGACUGACCAGCCAGAGUGAGGCCAUGGCCUUGCAGUCGAUACGGAACAUCCGAGGGAACUCCCACUGUGUGGAUUGCGAGACCCAAAAUCCCAACUGGGCCAGUUUGAACUUGGGAGCCCUCAUGUGCAUUGAGUGCUCAGGGAUCCACCGGAAUCUUGGCACCCACCUUUCUCGAGUCCGAUCUCUGGACCUUGAUGACUGGCCCAUUGAGCUUAUCAAGGUGAUGUCGUCCAUUGGGAACGAGCUGGCCAACAGCAUCUGGGAGGAGAGCACCCAGGGGCGGACGAAGCCCUCGCUGGACUCCACAAGGGAAGAGAAGGAGAGGUGGAUCCGGGCCAAAUACGAGCAGAAGCUCUUCCUGGCCCCGCAGGCGUGCACGGAGCUGUCCCUGGGCCAGCACCUGCUGCGGGCCACUGCCGACGAGGACCUGCGGAUGGUCAUCUUGCUGCUGGCGCAUGGCUCCCGGGACGAAGUGAACGAGACCUGCGGGGAGGGGGACGGCCGCACGGCACUGCACCUGGCCUGCCGGAAGGGCAACGUGGUCCUGGCCCAGCUCCUCAUCUGGUACGGGGUGGACGUGAUGGCCCGCGACGCGCACGGGAACACGGCGCUGGCCUACGCGCGGCAGGCCUCCAGCCAGGAGUGCACCGACGUCCUGCUGCAGUACGGCUGCCCCGACGAGCGCUUCGUGCUCAUGGCCACCCCCAACCUGUCCAGGAAGAACAAUAACCGGAACAACAGCGGCGGGAGGGUGCCCACCAUCAUCUGAGGACCGGCGGUGCCCGCAGCCUCCCGCGCGCCCUCAGGGAUCACGCCACGUGAGUCCCGUCGCGCCCCCUCACUCCUCCUGGUGGUCCCCAGCCAACCCCCCACGCCUCCACCACCACCCCCACCCCCACCCCGCUCACGCCAAGCGAAAUCACAAAGCCCGGAUGGUCCUCAAGGGGCGAAGAGGAGGCCCGGAGGCUGCAGCAUUGAUGCCUUUGCAUAAACUCCCCUGAUCAACACACAGGAGCGACCGGCGGGCCUGGGUUCGUUGAUGGUAGCGCACGGCGCCGGACCCUGGUCCCUCCGGUGGCCGGGAGACGGAGCGUGGCACAAGGGACGGGACGUGGGGGAGGGGAGGCGCGCAGCCAGGAGCAGGGGCAGCCCUCCUCAACUGGCAGUUCAGCACGUCAGUACGUUUCACCUCUACCAGACGGAACACUUGGGUUUCAUCUCUUCUCCGAGGAGCUUGACGGCAUAAAUCAGAAGCAAGCAGAGUUUGUCAGGUUUGAAGCCCCUCUGAUGGUAUGUGUCAAAUCAGUUGUAGCUAAUCUGUCCAGGGAGAAUACUGGCUUCAUUACACUCGUAUAGUUGAGUUCUUCCAGCAUUACCGCUGUUUAAUAGAACCCGAUUAGUCCUCACCGAGAAGGAAGCAUAUUAGCCAAGGAGGUAGCUACGCAGCGCGCUCUGAUGACUGCCACGAUGUGAUUGCAAUACUCUUAGAAGCAUCAUAUUAUCCCAGACAUGUUCUUUCAAGCCCUUGGAGCCCUCCUUUCUAAAUUCACUGUCAUAAUUUAGUCUCUGUUUAAUUUUUCAGUCCAAAGAGAGGAAAUCAGUUGCCGAGUAUUAUUUGACUGCAGUCUCCUUGGCGCAAAAACAAAAUGGAAAAAAUAAAUAAGGGUGACUUGGAAGUUCAAAAGGAAAUCACGAAUUCAGCUAACAACAGCAUUCUGAGCACAUUUAGUGAACUAAGUAAAUGCGUAAAAGGCUCUUUUUGCCCAAACCUGAGAGAUAGUCUGUGUCCUUUCGCCGAGGUGGGUGUCUCGGGUCUCAGUCACUCUGGGGCCACGUUGCCCAAGUCACACAGGCUUCUGUAUCCUGUCUUUAGAUGAGAUGUGUUGAAAAUCUAUUUGAAUAAAAGAAGUUCAUAAAUAUGCAUUGAUUUCUGUACAGACAAAUGGCACCUCUGUUAAUUUAUAAAUUGAACUGGAUGUGAACUAAUAAUAUGCAACUAGUUGAGAUAAGAGGGUUACAGAUCAUUGUACACGGGAAAUAUUCCCAGCAGUAAACACUUCCAUUAAUGUGAUGUACAGCUUCUAAAAAGGAGCAUAUCAGAAUAAGAUGGUGGUACAAUUUGCUUAUUAAAAUCAAGAAAGGGGGGGAUAAAAGCAUAUUAGAGGGGGAAAGAGGCAUGUGAUUCCUUGUUACUGGAAAGCACGAUUUAGAUCUGACCCUACUUUUGCCCACCCAGAGGAGCAGGCCGGGGCAACUCGGGGGGUGACUUUCCAAAUCCCAGACCCGGGCGCUUUGCAGAGGUCCAUCCUGACCGCCGCUGCUGAUUUGGGAGCACAGACUGACUCGUGAAACGCCCUGAGACUUUUUUUUUUUUCCGCCUGGUGGCCAGGCCCGUCAUUUUAGUACAUCACCCGAUUUGCCGUCGUCAUGGUUUCUGGCUGCUUCAGACUUCGGCCACCUUCAACGUGGUGGCCAAACAUAGCAAACCAGAUCGUGACACCUUAGGUGAAAAAGGAAAGGGGGCAACUGUGCCUUGGGCCCUCUGGCAGUAGGACGGGGGAGAGGGCGUCACCUUGAAGGACGGCAUGGGACUGAUGUAGCACAGAAACACAGGGCCACGUUCACCCUGCCGCCUCCGGGGGAAGUUCCUUGCUCUCAUAUAUUAAACCUUCUAUUUUGUAAGAGUUUUUCCUCUUCUUUCACUUUUUUUAAAAAAAAUUAAAGUAGGUGGGGAAAAAAUAAAGCUUUACACAGUUUCUACCUGGGUCGGUGUUUCAUGGGCAUUUCUAACCUUGAUGCAGCUCAGUGGAACUCGGCGCUUUCCCAGGAUAACAGGUGCGGAAGCCUCCGGCCUGGGAGCCUUGACAACAGGUCCAUAAUCCCUCCACCCGAUUUUUAAUUCUGUUUCAUCGCUGUGUGGUUAUUUUAAAUGUGAACAGAGGAAAAAAGAAAGUCCUUCCUGUUUUUGAAGAACGCGUUUUGCUGUUCUAAUCCAGCCACGCGCGUUGGCCUCCCCGUUAGCAUAGACGUUACGUAGUGAACGCAGAUAGAGUAUAAACGAAAUUCUUAAAUUAUUUCAUUGUAGUUAAUUCCCACUGUAGGAAUGCUUUAUCACAGUGAGGGCUUCUUUUGAAAAGAAACGGAAUUCCUUGUAAGGCUUCUCUUUGGGAUGUAUAUGAGUGUGUACAGAUUAUUAUUUGUGUUUAUAAUAUAAUAUUUUCCCAGAUGACUUCUUUUUUCACUUAGCCUUUCACGACCUGAAUGCUAGACUGGUUUCUUCCCUUCCCUCCCUCCAGCGCUGGGACUUCAUUGAUUCCUCCUUAGAAAACUCGACCCCUCUCCUGCUAUUUUUAGCGAUAUUGAUCUGCUGCAGAGGGCAGCCUGCUUUCUCGAGCCCGAGUUUUGGCAACAGAGAAAAGGCGGUAGUGGGUUUCAAGGGUUUCCUUUUAAAAUAAAGGUGGCCGGCGGCUCGUCUGUUUGUAUGUCAGUGUCAAACUAGAAGUCCCUUCUUUGCUGACAACGCUCUCAUUCCCAACUUAAAGCCUUACUAACACCAAGGCCAGAGAAGCAAGGACCCAGGGCCAGUGUUCGAAAUAACCAGUUGAGGAAGGGGGUCCGGUUUUCAUAGUUUAUUUCCGUGUAAGUUCAGGGACAUGACAAUGACACAGGAAGCCACCACCGCAGAAUCCACGCAACCUUUUCUAUUCAGAAUUCAAGUUUUUCCUUGACGAGAAACCCACUGGCUGGGAAAGGCAUGUGAUAAGGCGGCCACUCGUGAGGGCACCUGCACAGGCGAGCUGGGUGCAUUGCAGACCCCUCUGCGUUUCUCUUGUGGCCAAGAGAACCCUGCGGAGAAAGGAGCCUUGAUUCUGACGGUGUACGGGUGGACCUCGAGUACUGGUGCGGACAGACAGAUGGUUUACCAAGCCAGGGUCCCAGGUUCCUUCCGUCUCCGGUCUUCCCAGGAGAUGAGCAGUCGAGGGUGAGCGAGUGACGUUACUGCCAUGAGUCUUUGGUCCCAGAAGCAGGUACAGUUUCCUGUCCCCCAGGAAGCCCACCCUAUGUGGAAUCCUCCCAGAAAGCAGGUGAGGGCAGCGGGUGCUUGCUGACCGCUGGGCUGUCGGGUGCCGGAGAGAGCAGCUCUUGCUGAGUUACUCUGGCCUGGAAUCCCUAAAGCAGCACCUUUCCUGCAGGGCCACGAGCCCAGGCUGUGGCCCUCGUAGCACCGGUGCAGGGCCGUGCACUUCUGCCCCCUCCUCUGAGGUUUCGUGUCGCCUGAUGGGGGUCCGCUUGGACCCAGCCUCGGCCUCCAGCAUCAGCUCCGGGCCUCCCAGUUUGGUGCCACCUGAACCCGUUCAGGCGCAUUCCCCGCAUUUGCAAAGGAGCUGUCACUACUUCAUUAGGGGACAACAGUCCAACAAGAAAGGCAGCGCUGGGGCCGAGCAGACCUGGGUUCACCCGGCCUUGCCGUCCCAUCCAGCUGCCCAGGGUCCUUCCUCAGCCCUGAAACCCUGUGGCCUUGCAGGGUGUGGUGACGUUUGGACCAGUGGGAUAAAUGCCAGCCCGAUGCCCAGCCAGGGGCGGGAUGCUCAGGGGAGCAGAACGUGGAUAGGACAGGGCCAAGAGCACCAGCCAGGAGACCUGCCCCAGCCAGUGCCCUGGGGGGUCGGUGGCGGCCAGGUAGCCAGCCCCUCCCGUCGAGGCUCUGACCCUCCUCUGUCUCUGCUGAGCCCGUCGUCGUCGGUGGGAGCGAGGCUCUCCGAGGACCCCUGCUCCUGGGCAGCCCCUCCCCGUCACUCACCGCCGUGCGCCUUCCAGCCCGAGUCUGAGUUUGAUUUUCUAGAGGACGGAAGGGUGAGUGUCCCCCUCAGGCCCUUCACUCCCGCUGCUUCUGGCCGAGACCGCCCUUCUCUCUCCCACACCCUCGGCUGUGUUGCCGUCCCAGGGCCUCUGUCCUUCAGACGCCUCCUCCGGCCCUGAGAGGCCGCUGGGCACACUCGUGUUUGGGGCCCGUUCAGUGUCCUUAUCCUGCUUCCUCUUUAAAACCAGAGCUAAGUCCUGCAGGCACCCUGGGCUGGCAGCCUGUGGCUUGAGGCUCCAGGGCCUGCUUCUCUCUCUCUCUCUCUCUCUCUCUGUCUGUCCCUCAUUGAGCUGCUGUGGCUGGUCAGUGACCUCGUCCUGGGCCUGCCCUUGGUGGUACC
Messenger RNA from Physeter macrocephalus (sperm whale), 6565 nucleotides. RefSeq names its product ArfGAP with GTPase domain, ankyrin repeat and PH domain 1 (gene AGAP1). Gene Ontology annotation, molecular function: GTPase activity; protein binding; GTPase activator activity. Gene Ontology annotation, biological process: activation of GTPase activity. The coding region runs from base 1 to 2133 and encodes 710 amino acids. The record is from RefSeq and is a predicted model, not a curated record. Lineage: Eukaryota; Metazoa; Chordata; Mammalia; Artiodactyla; Physeteridae. The transcript has 15 exons.